Yarrowia lipolytica CLIB122 is the source of this 507-nucleotide messenger RNA. RefSeq lists its product as uncharacterized. Gene Ontology annotation, cellular component: TRC complex. Lineage: Eukaryota; Fungi; Ascomycota; Dipodascomycetes; Dipodascales. The record is from RefSeq and is a predicted model, not a curated record. Gene Ontology annotation, biological process: post-translational protein targeting to endoplasmic reticulum membrane.
AUGGCCACACCACUCCCCUUUGAUCUUCCGCUGGAAAAAAUUGACGAGCAGGAAGGCGAAUGCAUUCUCAUGGGCUUCAACGCCGACUACGCGUUCGAGCUGGGCUCCCAGAUCCGAGAACGCGCCAAGAAGGCAGGCAAGUGCAUUCUGAUCGAUAUUACCACCGUCACCGGUCUCACCUGGUUCCGGGCCGCUUCCGGACUGGGAACCAACAUUGAUAACCAGCACUGGGUGUCCCGAAAGCGAAACGCUGUUAUUCGAUUCGGUCGAAGCAGUUUCUUUCUGGGAUGCAACAUGAGACAGAAGGGCCGAACUCUGCAGGAGGCCUACGGAGUCAGUGACACUGAGUAUGCUGCUCACGGAGGAGGAUUCCCCAUUCGCGUCAACGGAAUCGAGGGCCCCGUCGCUGUUGUCACUGUCAGUGGUCUCCCUCAGGUUGAAGACCAUACUCUUGUCUACCAGUGUCUCCGUGACUUUGCUGCCCAGCAACGAAAGGAACUGUCCUAA